AUGUUUAAGACUCCAUUGCCACCUCGGAAGAGUGCCAUCCCCACUCCUCCGAGUACGCAGGCCCGUGAGCCUUCGCACUCGGUGGGGGACCGGCUCGCCCAAGUGAAGAUGGAAGAGUCUUUUGACGAGUUUUCGGAAGACAGCUUCAACACUUCUGAUCUCAGCAUCGACGAAAGUGCUUUGGCCGAUGGGUCGCCUUUGCCACGAAAACGGCCAUUUGAUGGGCCAGAAAACACGGAACGCAACAAACUGAAUCAUCGGAGCAACAAGGAGCAGGAGAAAUGGCCAAAAGACGUUGAGGAAGCGUUCGAGAAAGCUUUGCGCAUCAUCCCUAAACAAGGACUGUACAAGAUCAAGAUCAACGGAAGGGCCUGCGGCCGUAACGAGCUGAUCUCAGAUUAUAUUCUUGCCAAGACCGGCAAGGUUCGGUCGCGUAAACAGGUGUCUUCCCACAUCCAGGUGGUGAAGAACUUGAAGAAACGUCCCGAACUUACAAAACUGAUUGUGGACGGUCCUCCUUGCGACCAGGAGACAAAGCGGCUGUUUGACCAGGAAUUUGGCCAGAUAUCCAUGGCUAAGAUCUCGGCUGCGUCCAAGGAGACCUCGUCGGCAGAAAUACAAACAGUGAGAUACCCGUUGGCACCGGUGCCAGCGGUGAGCAAUAUUCAGCCUCGGGAAAUCGGUCUCGGCGACCUGUUCAAAAUCGACCUGACUCUCAAGAAGUUUGUGAUGAACUUUGUCGACUUCGACAAACCGGCCGCGUCUCAAAUGUUUACCUCGUUGCCACAGGAUUUUACCCAGCCUCCAUUGCGGAUCAGAACCAACGCAGACCUCAGCCACCGAUUCCCCCAAUUGUUCGAGCUUGUGGAUCAAAUUAAACAGGACACACAGGCCCCACAGCCUAUCCAAAUGCAUUCAUCCUUGCCCCCCGUCCCAAUUUUGCAUGGAAUGGUGAAGCUAAUUGCUCCUGACGAGAGCCAGGAAUUUUUAACUGGCCACUUCAACGUCAGUUCGAGCCUGCAAUUGGCCAACCUGCCCCUUUCCGACCGGAAGUACGCCUGUCUCACACUCAUCUACUCCUACGGGAGAAUCAUCGUCACCACCUUGGAGAAACUCGAGAGCAAGGCGGUGAAGAGACAGGUCGACCACAAGGAGGUCACUCUAGACAUUCGGCUCGGCACCAACUACUGGGCCGACUUCUUUGCCAGUAUUCGUCGGCUGAUGAAGUCGCCAGACACGAACCACAUCCAUACAGACCUGCUUGCGCGCGCAAUCAAGGGUAUUACCAUGAAGCAGGUCAUAGUCAAUGUCAACAACGACAACGAGCUGGUGGCAGAUACAAAGCCACGGAUCUCGCUGGACAACGUCCCGAAGAACAACGUGAGGGCCAUUUUGCUCUGGGAGUUUCUCAGGGUGCAGGAGCCCGAAGAGGCUACCACCACGGUCCGGCGCAUUCACUUGCCUGUGAAAAGAGAAGCCGAACAGCUCGACGUUUUGCCCGUUCCGGUGGCAGUGCCCGAGACCUCAGACCAUAGCCAGGAUCUGGACUUCCCUGACGCCCUGUCCGACUUCCAGGAACACGAUCCGUUCCUCUCCCUCAACACAAUCAACCCUAACGAAGCCCCUCAUCUGGACGAAAACUAUUCAUAUCUAUGGUAA
This is a messenger RNA of Ogataea philodendri, 1659 nucleotides long. RefSeq lists its product as uncharacterized. The record is from RefSeq and is a predicted model, not a curated record. Bases 1 to 1659 code for a protein of 552 amino acids. Gene Ontology annotation, biological process: regulation of transcription by RNA polymerase II. Lineage: Eukaryota; Fungi; Ascomycota; Pichiomycetes; Pichiales; Pichiaceae. Gene Ontology annotation, molecular function: RNA polymerase II cis-regulatory region sequence-specific DNA binding; DNA-binding transcription factor activity, RNA polymerase II-specific. The transcript has a single exon. Gene Ontology annotation, cellular component: transcription regulator complex.